UAUCAUCAACACGGAAGCCGUUCCUGUGGUCCUCACUUGCCCUGGCACCUUGGCACCGAUCCACCCCGAGGAGGAAAUCUGUCCUUUUUCUCCCUUUUCACCAACCUCGCCUGCUUUUUUUCCAGCCCUGAACCUUUAACGGAGAUAUCCGGAACACUACAAUGCUCUCGCCGAGGUUCCUGCUGCUGCGGUCGGCUGCGUCCUUGGCGACCAGGUCGUUCUGUGUGGGGGGCGUGUCGAGGUCGGGCCGGGCGCCGGACAUGGCUGCAGGAAAUCCACUUUUACACGUGUCUAAUGUGAGGAACCGGCUGAGAGAAAUCGUGGGAGCUUCCACUAACUGGAGUGACCACCAGCAGGCCAUGGCGGAGCGCGUGUCGCUGUCGUCCAUGUUGGCCAAGUCUCAGAAAGAUCUUCCAGCCCGGAGGAUGAAGGACAGCUACCUGGAGGUUCACCUGCCUCUGGGCUCCGAACCACAGCUCAGAGAGAAGUACCUCACCUUCCACAACACUGUCAGGUUUGGUAGAAUCCUGGAGGACUUGGACAGUUUAGCAGUCCUCAUCUCCUACUCUCACACCUACAACCAGGAGCUGAAGAGAUCUCCUCUGUCCAUCGUCACCGCGCUGGUCGAUAAGAUCGACAUGAGGCAGCACGUCAUCUAUCCUGACUGCGACAUCAAGUUCACCGGUCAUGUGACCUGGGUGGGAUCCACUUCUAUUGAAGCCAAGAUGCACAUGUCACAGUACCGAGACGGAGCUUAUGCACCAGUUCUGGAUGCGACAUUUGUCAUGGUGGCCCGGGAUCCAGAAAACAAGAGAGCAGCUUUUGUGAAUCCUCUGAGCCCUGAAGGUCCAGAGGAGGAGGAACUCUUCCAGCAGGGAGAAGCUAAUAAAUCCCGGCGUGUGGACCUGAGCACGGCGUCGCUGCUGAAGGUGGCGCCGACGGACGAGGAGAGGAAGAUCGUACACAGCCUGUUCCUCCACACGCUGGACACAAAGACGGUUAGUUUCCGCAGCAGAAUUCUGCCUCCGAACUCCGUGUGGAUGGAAGACGCCAAACUGAAAGGACUGGAGAUCUGCCACCCUCAGGAGAGGAACAUCUUCAACAGGAUAUUUGGAGGUUUUCUGAUGAGGAAAGCUUACGAGUUGGGCUGGGCCAACGCCUGCUCCUACGGAGGCUGUCGGCCCAGUCUGGUGGCUGUUGAUGAUAUCCUCUUCCAGAAACCCGUCGAUAUCGGCUCCCUGCUGCUGCUCUCAUCACAGGUGUGUUACACUCAGGGUAAAUACAUCCAGGUGAGAGUUCACAGCGAGGUGUUCGACCCUCUGAGCCGCCAACACAACACCACCAACGUCUUCCACUUCACCUUCGUCUCCGACCGCGACGUCCCCAACAUCAUCCCCAUGACCUACGGAGAGUCGAUGCUUUACCUCGACGGGAAGAGACACUUUAAUCAGACUGUGGAGAACUGAGAGCAACAUGUCUGCUGCUGUCUGCCAGAGCCUUUCUGUGU
Molecule: messenger RNA, 1507 nt
Organism: Centropristis striata (black sea bass)
Lineage: Eukaryota; Metazoa; Chordata; Actinopteri; Perciformes; Serranidae
Product: acyl-coenzyme A thioesterase 9, mitochondrial-like
Exons: 16
Coding region: 162-1466 (434 amino acids)
Biological process (GO): acyl-CoA metabolic process
Cellular component (GO): mitochondrion
Molecular function (GO): fatty acyl-CoA hydrolase activity
Source: RefSeq, a predicted model, not a curated record